AUGGCUGCAGCCAUGGUGUUGCGCCGCGCCGCUGCCGCUGCUCUCCUGCUCGCAGCUGCGCCGCUGCUUCGGCUCGGGCACUCUGCGGCCUUCGUGGCGCCACGAGCCAUCGCUUCACAACAGGCCAAGCCCACUGCGAAGCCGUGGGGCCUUCAAAGCCAAGGCCAGCGUGUUGCCAAAAUCCCCCAGCAGUCGGGCACACAGCAGACGACGCUGAGCUCCAGCGUGACGCCUGCCAUCCUGGUCCUCGGGCUGAUCUUCGGGUCUGCAGCUCUUCUUCGUGUGGGUUACACGCCGCUUGUGCAAGAGGUUCUUUGCUUCAGAAGUAAGGGCCACGAGCUACUGUUCGCCAUCUUCACCGCAUGCUCCAUCUUGUGGUUUCUUUCGCCAAGCCACCUGGCCGAGCGAGUCGCCCGCCCUUUGCGGCCUUUAGCCCUGCGAUUUGCAUCCCAAGGGCAGACUCGGCUUUCGGCUGUGACCUUGGCGGCCGGUGAUCUGCUGAGGUACGCAGCGACCGCUUCGCAGGCGUUCUUUGCGGCUUGCUUGGUGGUGCAAGCGCUGCCGGCGCAAGCACGCUAUUUUCUGCCUUUCAUCCCCCGCAAUGCUGCAUUCAUUACAGGGACGGGGGCCACAAAGAUCAUGGGUCCCUGGAUGGGGCGGCCUGCGGCCUUAGGAGGCUGGAUGAUGGAGCUCAUGGGAAUUUUAAUCUCCCACAAGGUGUUUCUCCUGCUCACUGCACUCUCGGCAUUUCCAACUUACCGCUUCGUCUGGCGGGCCUUGGAGCCUUCGCCCAUCCCAGAAGGCGAAACUAGAGGUGCCGGCGGACAGCUGCUCCGUGAGCUUCUUCGAAGUUGCCUGUCCGGUGCGGUGCUGGCUGGGGGGGUGCGGGCAGCUUUCGCAGCGGCGGGCCGAAGUUUGCCGGAUGCGGCGCUUCUUCCAGUGCUGGCCUUCAUCGCCCUGGCUGGAAUCCAGCCCGUGCAAGACUUAGCGGCACGUGCCUUUGCGGCUGUGCAUCUGCGUUCCAUCAAGAAGAAACGCAUCCGGGGUAUGCUUGGCGGGAAGAUGGUCAACGGCAGUUUGCAGGGCUUCAGCGGGCUUGCGGCGCAAGUGGCCACGAAGGUGGAGGUCCCGGUCAACGGGGUCGCCAAAGGCAUCGAAGCCGCGGAAGCUGCGCUGUCCGCUUCAGGAAGUCGGAAGAUCCUGAGCAAACUCGGGCAGAUAAUCGCAGAGCUCAGCGCAAGACCCUCCGCAUGCAUCCGGCUGCUACAACUGAUUUUCACUCGCGCGGGGUACCAGAAGCCCUGUGUCGUGGCAGCUCUUCUCAUCGUCGUGAUGUGCAGGUGGCCAAUCUUGGUGGAGUGGAUCGAGCAUCAUGCCCCAACCUCGGGCCACCGCUUGUUGAUCCUGGGAAUGUCAUCUGGCAUUGCACUGCGGCUGAUGAACUUCGAAGUUCUUCAGCAGGGGGCACGCCGGGUGCUGCCGGCGCGUCUGGCAGGUGCCAGUGGAGGUCCUGGCAAGGCUGCGCAUUGGUUCCUGGCCGUCAACACGCGAGCAUCUGCAGUUUCCGCUGCAGCUGCAUUCUUCAUACCCAUGGUGGGCAUCGUGCAAAAGAUCGCAUAUCACCUGGAAGUGAAGAAGGAGGUCGCUUGGGUGGAUGCCUGGGCUCUCCAAAUCUCCACGGCCUUCGUCUUCCUCGUGCUUAGUGUGCAGGCUGCGAGAGUGCUCAGCCGAAGUCUGCCAACACCCAGCAGUCCAGCCCCUGGCCUCGCCCUUGCCUGUGUGCGGGCGUGGAUCGUUGGAGCAGCCAGCACCGCGAUCUACGGAACGAUUCUCUUGGCCGUGGGAGCGCCGGGGCCGAUAAGCCCUGGGCUAUUGGGCGGAACCGUGGGCAGCUGCCUCGCGGCUGGUGUCGCUGCGGGCUCCCUUGCUCUCGCCUACUUACUGGCUCAGGACUGGCUGACCCGGCUCCGCCUGGGCACUGGUCAGCUCUUCUGGCUCCGGGCGAAAGAGACCUCCGAGCCUUUCAAGCUCCAGAGGUUCGAGGGCCGGCAUGCGCUGCUCACGCCACUCAAGUCCAGCGAAGAGUUGAAGGUACCAGCUUCUCAGCUGGGCGGCUCCCAGCGCGGGACUGUACGGCCUGUGCGGAUUACAAUCCCUGUCGGAGAAGAUACAAAGGCAGACGUGAUCGCGAGUCAUGUUCGAAGCGCCCUCAAGCAGCAGGAUGGUCUUCUCCAUCAGCAGUCUUUGCAGCCAAAGGUUUGCGUCGCAGAGGAUGGUCGGGUCAUUUGCGUGGAUGCCUUCCUGGAAGGAAGUGCGCCGUUGGACAAGGCUUGGCAAAUACGAUCAUCGCUUCUGCUUGCA
Messenger RNA from Symbiodinium sp. CCMP2592, 2361 nucleotides. NCBI's taxonomy places the organism in Eukaryota, Dinophyceae, Suessiales, Symbiodiniaceae. The record is from the annotation of a GenBank genome assembly.